GGGUUCAGCUGAAACCCAAACACCAACCGUACAAGAUCUGCCGGCAAUGGCAGGAGCUGCUCUUACGGUUCACCAGCUGCCCCGUGGAUGAGAUCGUGGAAGAUUCAGGAUGAAGACGUUCUGCGGCUCUUGUACGAAGAGGCCAAGCACAACGUCCUGGAAGGGAGGUUUCCGUGUGACCCGGCCGAUUGUGACGCGUUGGGAGCCCUGGUUUGCCGAAUCAACUUAGGCCCCUACCACCCGGAGCAGCACACGGCUUCGUUCCUGAAAGAGAAGCUGGAUUGCUUCCUGCCCUCCCACCUUUGCCAUCGAGGCCACAAGCUCUUUUCCAGCCUUCGCAAACGGACCGGCUCCCGUCCGCCCGUCAGCGAGCAGGGUCUCCUGCGGGCCUUUCGCGAGGUCCCGGAGGCUGGGGCUUGCGAAGAACACGCCACUCUGCUCAGGUUGUACCACGCCUACCUGCAAAAGUGCCACGAACUUCCUUAUUACGGCUGUGCCUUCUUCUUUGGGGAAAUAGACAAGCCGGUUCAGGGAUUGCUACAUCGGGCUGGCCGCAAAGCCGUGACGGUGGCCAUUAGCCUGGAAGGCGUCUAUGUCAUGGACACCAAAGAGAAGUAUGUCCUGCUGGGCCUGAGGUUCCAGCAGUUAUCGUGGGAUCACACGGUUCCAAACGAGGAGGAACCUAUCCUGUGGUUGGAAUUCGAUGGGGAAAAUGAAGGCCAGCAAGUGAACAAGUUGCUCAAGGUUUACUCUAAGCAAGUAUGUGUAUGCUGGGGGAGCUAUUUGAACUUUAAUGGGUGUGUUUGUGUUUCCCAUAGUAAUUUACAUUACAAUUACCGUAUUUUUCAGAGCCCCGCCACGGCCUCGGUGCCCACGUCUGAUCAGCAGCCGCCCAAAAUUCAGCGACAGAGCAGCGUGCUCUGUAGCCGGAUCCAGCGCUUAGCCACCAUAGACUACGUUGAGGAAGGGAAAGAGAUCAAGCGGGUGAAACCUCGUCGUACGACAUCCUUCUUUGGCCGCCAGCUGUCGAACGCCCCUACCUCCUACUCAGCGGUACGGGCAGCUGAGAACUUAGAACAGGGGUGAUCCCCAUUUUUGUUCCUGGGGUAGAAAGGGGACCAGAUCACUUUGGGGGCAAGUUGACUCAAAGGCCAGCAGCCUUGACUCUGCCUCCAGGUUGUACUUGCUGCUCUACCUCCAACUCCCUGUGUAGAUUUCCUUACAGUGUCCGACUUCAUUCCUGUGCUCAGUCUUACAAGGGUUGGGGCCGUCAAGAAUCUACCAAGCUACCUUAAAUCCAGAUGUUUGAGUUUGUUCCUAGCAUUGCAGCAGAGCUGCCGUAAGAGAUCCGUUCUCCUUGCUUGCAUGUGUUACAUUUUCCCCCUCCAAACUUAUUUGGCCACGAGUUGUAAUCCUCAAUUGCUGAUUUCUUCCUGCUUCUGUAUGAUUUGGGGGGGGAGGAUUAUGUCACAAUCCCCAUCUUCUGUGUGAAUCAGAGUUGUUUGUAGCUCAAACCUUUGGAAUGAGACUCUGUUUGAGGGAAGGGGAGGCAUUUUGAGGUGGUGUGGGGGGCAGAAUGAUAAAAUGACCCCUUUUCUUUUUUUUUGCAAUGGACUGUAUAUUUGAGGAGGGUCUCUUUCCUCUGUGCCUGGAAAUUUCUGCGCUGUUUUGGGGGCUACUGGCUUCUCUUUUGUCCAACACCAAGAGAAAUGCAUCUGGGUGAUCGCUGGUUUGUAUCCCCCUCUGAAUUUCUGUUUGGAAAAAAGAGUCCAUCCCCCCCCCCCUUUAAAACAAACAGACUUCCAUUUUCAGGCUCUUGUUUGUCCACCUGUUGACUUUUACCUAGGGAGGUGUUGCAAUAAAAACAAGAAUUAAAAAAACA
Molecule: messenger RNA, 1882 nt
Organism: Thamnophis sirtalis
Lineage: Eukaryota; Metazoa; Chordata; Lepidosauria; Squamata; Natricidae
Source: RefSeq, a predicted model, not a curated record